CGCUCACUUAAUCUCCGAGUGCUAUCACAAACUUUUCUCCAAUCCUGGCGAUUUAUCAAGCUCUUUAGAUAUAUAUAUAAAAAAAACGUUAUACGUCAUCUGCGAAGGUGGAUCAUGUAGUGUUCCAAUAUUUAUAAAGCUCGGUGCGAACAAUACAUUGUGGAGGAGGAAUGCGUUUGGAAAGAGACCUUUAAGGACGAAUUUCUUGCUGCUGUCAGUGACUUGGUUCUACAUGUAAAACAAGAGAAAAUAAGCACGAGUCAAAGUUUGCACAGUAGCACGUGGAUUUUUGGAGAUGUUCCUUCUGGAGCUCAGUCACUUGUCAGCGCUGGUCACAGCGCUCACAUCUGUGCUCUCCGCCCUGAUCCUGCUUGCAGUCUCCAGGCAACUGUGGACCUUCCGGUGGACCAUUACGCGGGACAUGGAGUGCAAGUUGCCGCUACCCAAUGGGUCCAUGGGCUGGCCGCUGGUGGGAGAAACUUUCCACUGGCUCUUUCAGGGGUCCAACUUCCACAUCUCCAGGAGAGAGAAGCAUGGCAACGUUUUUAAAACUCACCUUUUAGGAAAGCCUGUUAUCCGGGUGACUGGUGCCGAAAACAUCCGUAAAAUCUUGCUUGGAGAACACAACUUGGUUUGCACGCAGUGGCCUCAGAGCACCCGGAUAAUCCUGGGACCCGACACCCUGGUCAAUUCUAUCGGAGAUCUACACAAGAAGAAGAGAAAAAUCUUGGCAAAAGUGUUUAGCCGCGGGGCCUUGGAGACUUACCUACCUCGCUUGCAAGAUGUUGUCAAGUCUGAAAUUGCAAAGUGGUGCUCGGAGCCCGGCCCAGUGAAUGUUUACGUCUCAGCCAAGUCUCUCACAUUUCGCAUUGCUGUCAGAGUCUUGUUGGGACUGAAGAUGGAGGAAAAACGCAUAGUUUACCUUUCUAAGAUCUUUGAGCAACUCAUGAACAACCUCUUCUCACUACCAAUUGACGCACCUAUGAGUGGCCUCCGCAAAGGAAUAGAAGCCCGGGAAAUCCUACAUGCGUGCAUGGAGAAAAUCAUAGAGGAGAAAAUGCAGAAACAACAGACUGGGGAGUACUACGAUGCUUUCGAUUACAUGUUGAUCAAUGCCAAGGAAAGCGGAAAUGAACUCAGCAUGCAGGAGUUAAAGGAAACCGCGGUGGAGUUAAUAUUUGCUGCUCACUCAACUACAGCCAGUGCUUCCACUUCGCUUAUUCUUCAGCUCCUGCGGCACCCCGCUGUGGUGGAGAAAGCCCAGAGAGAGCUGGAGUCGGAGGGUCUCGGCUACGAAGCACACAGCGCCCACAGCUGCUCCGGCAAAGAAAAUGGUCUGAAAGGUCCUCUUGCGACGGAACAAGAGGAACAUCGGCAUCUAGACGCAGAGAACACCCCGUUGGUGAAUGGGAACGGGACUGUUAAUUGCGCACUGGAUGAAAACGAAGAGGCACCGUGUUCUCGGUCUCAUAUUCCUUGUUUAACUAUGGAGAAACUGAGCCAGCUACAUUACAUUGAAUCUGUCGUCAAGGAGGUCCUGCGGUUUCUCCCGCCAGUGUCUGGAGGAUACAGGACGGUGCUACAAACAUUCGAAUUGAACGGCUACCAGAUUCCUAAAGGAUGGAGUGUAAUGUACAGUAUCCGCGACACCCAUGAGACAGCUGCAGUGUUCCAGAGACCGGAGAUCUUCGACCCAGACCGUUUCGGGCCCGAGCGUGACGAGAGCAAGACUGGGCGCUUCAAUUACAUUCCAUUUGGUGGCGGAAUAAGGAGUUGCGUCGGAAAGGAACUUGCCCAAAUGAUACUAAAAACCCUGGCCGUUGAAGUGAUUGGCACGUGCAAAUGGACACUCGCCACGGAAACAUUCCCCAAGAUGCAGACCGUGCCAAUAGUCCACCCCGUCAAUGGACUGCAUGUGCAUUUCAAUUACGCAUAGCCUACUCCGAUAGUUUAGAGAUGUCAUUGUGUUAUUAUUAAAAACAUUAAGCUCAUACAUUUUUCGCAAUUGCAAUAUUAAGUUAUUAAAUCUGAAUACAUCAGCAAGAACCCUAUCCUGUGAGAAACAUGGUGGUCAUUGUAGAGUGGAACCAAUGCAUGGUGCGAGUGACCUGUGAUGAUCUGCUUAUAGCCAAGAUCGCCUUUUUACGCACUGGGAAAAGUGACUGCAUAGUUUUGCUUUUCUUCACGGACAUCUGGGCGCCCACUUCUAUAACAUAGCAAAUCGAAAGAUGAUAGCCUAUAUUUCAGCACCAUAAUGCAUAAUACAAUGGACGUGUAGGGCUUUCCUCUCAGAACAAACAUUAUCUGUGCUCAGGACUGAUUAUAAAUAUCCGUCUAUAAUGCGAAACUGUCUUACAGAUCUUGCACUUGGUCUCCACGAAAUACAUUCAGAAAUACCUUCCAAAUGUAUGUGUUUAUGUCCAGUAUGUAAGUAGAUAUAAAUGAGAUAUAGGCCUACAUUUAGAAAUAGGAUAAAUAAUUUGAUGUGUGUAUGAAAUGAAGUAGUAUUACAAAUAAGCUUUAUUUAUAGAACACUUCGGUUAAGUCUGUGUACAUAUGGAAUAAUAAUGAAUAGGCCUAGUUAUUUAUAACCAAUGUAAAGCAUAGACCGUUAAAACAAACCAUAGGCCUAGAGUAUAGCUAAUUAUUCGAUUAUUUAGAGGCUAUAAAUCAAAAUGCAAUUAUAUAAACUUACCUAGAGAAAAUAACAAAUUAUUAUUAUUAGUAGUAGUACUACAUCAGUAUGAAUAAUCGCUUGUUGAUUUUAAAGCAUGAUGGAAGCGCUGUGAAAUGACCCGCUUAAGGUGGAUUCAUGGAAGGAGAUAGCACUUUUUCUCCUUUACGGAGUGUGUAUAUACAGUAUUUGUUCUAUUGAUUGAAUGUGUGUGUUUUUUGUGUAGAUUUUGCUCCUAUUAUCUAUAGAACAAUGUAAAGAGUAAAUUACAAAAAAGUGUAUUUCUGUCAUAGGAUAGGAAAUUCUACCAUACAAAAUAUGCUUUUGCUGCCAUCAUGUUAACCACAAUGUAUAGAUUCCCGUUCUAUAAAAAGACAAAUAUGAACUUGUUUAUAGAUGCAAUUG
Molecule: messenger RNA, 3079 nt
Organism: Coregonus clupeaformis (lake whitefish)
Lineage: Eukaryota; Metazoa; Chordata; Actinopteri; Salmoniformes; Salmonidae
Product: cytochrome P450 26B1-like
Exons: 7
Coding region: 296-1936 (546 amino acids)
Biological process (GO): sterol metabolic process
Molecular function (GO): monooxygenase activity; heme binding; iron ion binding
Source: RefSeq, a predicted model, not a curated record